CUUUACAAAAUUAACACGCAAGGCCUUGUUUACCUCUAAAAAACUCCGAAAUUUCACUAUUUUUUCUAAAUUUUCAUUCAAAAAAUCAACUGUGAUGACUUCCGAAGACCCUUCCCUCAUCUCAUCCGCAGCUCGGGACCAUGGAAACUGACUGUCAAUCAACUUUAAAAGCAUUUGCGGCACAAACAAUCAAAUUCGUCGACCAACUAAAGGCAUUUUUGGACUCUGAAAAGACAAAAAUACAAAAAAUGUGGCAAUUGUCAAGCAAAUUAAAGUUACUCACGAGUUCUGUUCCUCAAAAAUAUCCAAAAGAAGUUACCGAAGCCGUGCUGGGUGAAAUUACUGCCGAACUAAAUUUUUUAUUGAAUGAACAUUCGUCGAAAUUAGUUGAUUGUGAAUCUGAGCUCCUGAUCCUCCAACGGGACCAUCGAACGUUCAAACAAACCAGCAUUUGUCUAAAUUCACCAAAAGAUUCGGAGAUUUUUUGUGGAAACGAGUACCAAAAGCCACUUUCGUACUUCAUAAACAUCGGAGACGACCUAAUUUCUGAAGCAAAAUUGAUUCUUUUGAACUUAAGGACCGCUUUUGAUGUUCUUCAGAUGAACGACGUUCCAAGUUUCGAAAAUUAUCGGAAGUCUUUCGUCGUAGCUGAUGAUUUUCUGCAUUUAUUGAACGAAUUUUACGCAUUUUGUACGAUUUUCAUGAAAUAUAGUUGAAUUUUUGGGCCCUAAAGUA
Culicoides brevitarsis is the source of this 735-nucleotide messenger RNA. RefSeq lists its product as uncharacterized. The transcript is spliced from 3 exons. Bases 141 to 716 code for a protein of 191 amino acids. The record is from RefSeq and is a predicted model, not a curated record. Lineage: Eukaryota; Metazoa; Arthropoda; Insecta; Diptera; Ceratopogonidae.